Messenger RNA from Monosiga brevicollis MX1, 704 nucleotides. RefSeq lists its product as uncharacterized. The annotation marks the transcript as partial. Lineage: Eukaryota; Choanoflagellata; Craspedida; Salpingoecidae. The transcript has 2 exons. The record is from RefSeq and is a predicted model, not a curated record.
AGAGGCAGUACUGACCAAAGACAGCCUUUCAACACGCACACACACACACGCGACAAGAUGGCGCCACCGGAAGACGGGUCGGCGGAGGUCGUGUCGGCGCCGCAACACGCGCAUGGCGAGUCACAGCCGAGGUUCCGCUUUCCAUACACCAUUUUUGCAGAUAUGGAUGGGACAGUGGUGGAGCGACCGCCUUCCGGGCUCUACCCGGGCCUGGACGAGAGUCCAUGCUGGGGCCCCAUUUGCCAGUGGCUCGAGCUGGGAGGCCGCCUCGUGAUUAUUACCACCGCUAACCUUCGCAGCGUCACACAGUUUUGGCAACAUAUUCCACUCGAGGCGCGGCGGCGUCGACAAGUCUGGCUGGCCAUGGGUUCAGGGGCGCUCCUCUUUACGAGCGACGCCGCCGGGGCUCCCGUAGCCAUGUCCAGUUAUCGUGCCACUGCCUUGCAGCCGACCACCAGCAUCACGCUCGAGGAUCACCAGGCCCUUCUGCCUCAGCUCGCCAAGCUUCACAUUGCCCAGUUUCAAGAGUUUUGCCAUCACCCCGAGCUGAUCGAGCGGCUGUCAGACAAGUACCACGAACCCAUCCGCCGCUUCCUGGCCGAUUGCCAGCACGAUGCUGCUCAGAUCGCCGCUCGCGUCACGACCGACUUGCUCACAACGCCCGGUGGCAUUAUGCACGCUACCAACGAACGUUACAUUUCCGC